AUGAGCCGGCUGUUCAAUCGCCUCAGCUUUCGCCGCAAGCCACGGCAACGUGCUCCAGACGGUACUAAGAGUGCUCCACUUUCCUGUCCCGACCUCACGUGCUGUACUCGGUCUGAUGGCUCCAGCAUGGAGACGGCCUUCUUGCCCGCUGCCAUGCUCAGUAAGAGCUUGAAGAUGGUGGAUAAUGUCUUCGAACUGACAAGACUCAGGUCGGUCAGUAGUGUCUUCUGUAACCUGGUGGACGAAAGACUGUGUCAGGUGGUUUUCAUGGAUGUGAAGCGGGUCGACUUUGAGUAUUUUUCGAUUAAAAGUUUGGCAUGCGAUGUGGGGACGUGGUACCAACACCCCCACGGUCUCAGGUUGUACGCCAGACUGACGGAAACAGAAGUUCACAUCUUGGUCGACGAACAAUGGACGUCGAAGGAAGUUGGAGCGUUAUGCGGGUUGAUGAAGGUGUUUCGAAAGUCGCUCGUCAAGAUUGCCUUGGACGCUGCUAUCGUCGAGUUGGUGGGUUGGCGAGGUUGAGUCAUCAAUUACUUGCAGGUGAUAGCCAACCUUUCCUUGCUGGACCUUGAUCGAUGGUACGCGUUCCAGUGUUAUAUCCAGGCGAUUCAAGACCCGAGAGUGCACCUCAACUUCCAAACUCUGCCUGCUCUGGCUGAUAAGGAUGGCCUGAAGGAACAUUACUGGCCUUCAGUGGAGAAGUUGGUGAUAAGAACGACGGAAAGGGAUUCUGUCCAUUUGGCUCGGUAAGAGAGCUGGUUCUCUAUUUUUUUAUUUUAAGUACUAGUAAGCUUACUUUAAGCUUCUGAUGCUUUAAGAUGACAUAAUCUAGAUAACUUGAUUUGAAUUACAGAUUACUGGAUUACGGCGUGAGAUCGCAUUCAGUGGUGAACAGAAUAAAGUUAGUGGAACUGAAGGUGGAAGUGGAAGGCGUUGACAAGAUGAAUCGAGGAUUGAACAGAAACUUGUAUCACUUCCGUUGCUGGGCUGGAUCAGCUGGAUUCGACGACAGAUUCAGUCAGAAGUUCGCCAUUGGAAUAGUGUGA
Messenger RNA from Bursaphelenchus okinawaensis, 1049 nucleotides. Lineage: Eukaryota; Metazoa; Nematoda; Chromadorea; Rhabditida; Aphelenchoididae. The record is from the annotation of a GenBank genome assembly.